CGUGUUGUCAUUUCACAACUUAUUUGCAUUCUUUUGAUUGAUUAACUUAUUAAAGAGAUUUAAGUGAAAAUACGCUUUGAAAAACAAUAUGUCUAUGUUGCGCAGAUCCUCACAGUUGUUGAAGUCACAGCUGCGUCGCGUUCAAAGCGUGCCAGCUGCUCUUUACCAUGAAAAUGUGGUUGAGCACUAUGAAAAUCCACGGAACGUUGGCUCUCUGGACAAGAAGGAUGUGACUGUUGGCACUGGGCUUGUUGGAGCGCCUGCCUGUGGCGAUGUGAUGAAAUUGCAAAUCAAGGUCGAUGAUAAUGGCAAAAUUAUUGAUGCCAAAUUCAAGACUUUUGGUUGCGGUUCGGCAAUUGCCAGUAGCUCGUUGGCUACUGAGUGGGUGAAGGGCAAGUCUAUUGAUGAGGCUGGCAAAUUGAAGAACACAGAUAUUGCCAAGGAGCUGCGAUUGCCUCCUGUAAAGCUGCACUGCUCCAUGUUGGCAGAGGAUGCCAUUAAAGCUGCUCUAGCUGAUUACAAAGUCAAGCAGCAGAAGAAGCAAGUUAAUUAAAAAGCUUCGAAAAUAUAAAAACAUACAAACUAUCUAAACAACUAUAAUCAAGUAAAAUAGCCAUACAUAUAUAGCAACUGUUUUUUAGUAUGCGAUUGAGCGUGCAGGUUUUUCUUAGAGCUAAACUGCGUUAAUUUCUGACGAUUGAUGGUUAGCUGGAACUGAUCUUAUCUGGGCAAUGUGUGAAUGUUAAUGUGCGUGUUUAUGCAUAUGUGUGUUAUUAGUAAAGGGGGGGAUAAAUACUUACUUUAUUGUUUGUAUGAGAGAUUUUAAAUUUGAAGUUAUGGAAAUUUAUGCUUAUACUAUGUUUGAAUAAUAAACUGUUGAAUAAA
Drosophila busckii is the source of this 885-nucleotide messenger RNA. It is a transcript of the gene IscU, whose product is annotated as iron-sulfur cluster assembly scaffold protein IscU. NCBI's taxonomy places the organism in Eukaryota, Metazoa, Arthropoda, Insecta, Diptera, Drosophilidae. The transcript has 3 exons. The record is from RefSeq and is a predicted model, not a curated record. Gene Ontology annotation, cellular component: cytoplasm; mitochondrial matrix. Gene Ontology annotation, biological process: intracellular iron ion homeostasis; iron-sulfur cluster assembly. Gene Ontology annotation, molecular function: 2 iron, 2 sulfur cluster binding; ferrous iron binding. Bases 89 to 553 code for a protein of 154 amino acids.